GCCUGAUGUUCGUCUUGCUGUGUGAGUUCGUUGGCAGGGGAAGCUAUGUGUGCAGGACCGUGCGCCGAGCCCGAGGGGCCGUAGACAUACAGAAACAGAGUAGUUGAGCUGCAUGUCCAGGAGUCGUUGAGAGUAUGAACGUGGUAGAGCCAGCUCAAAGGAGCUUGUUAUCCGCUCUUUCUAUCUGUCUGAACUUUUCUUGUCGUGUCACGGGCGCGGCUCGCAGUGUCUACCUUUGUCGGAGGCGGAGUGGCGUUGCAAAAGUUGCCUCUACAACUUCAACAUCAUCUCAGAGGAUUUGCAUUGAUUCGGUGUUUAUUGUUAUCUUCGAAAACUUUGAGAGUGAGAGAGGCUAG
Amoebophrya sp. A120 is the source of this 356-nucleotide messenger RNA. Lineage: Eukaryota; Dinophyceae; Syndiniales; Amoebophryaceae. The record is from the annotation of a GenBank genome assembly.